UAGACCAGGUAGUGCAGCCUUGGUUAGGGGCUAUAAGACAGACAGACACACAGCACAGUCCACCACUACCCACUCUUCAGGAUGAAGGUCUUUUUGCUCCUGUCUCUGCUGGCUCCUGUAGCCGUCCUCUCUCAGUUCUUCCUCCCUCUAGACUGUGAUGAACUCUAUCAAUAUGACAACACCAAACCCAGUGGGGUGUACACCAUCUACCCUGGGGGUCCCACCACCCCCUUACAUGUCUACUGUGACAUGAACACGGAGGGAGGGAGGUGGACUGUGUUCCAGAGGAGAAUGGAUGGAACAGAGAACUUCUUCAGACCCUGGGAAAACUACAAAUCUGGCUUUGGGAACGUGGCUGGAGAAUACUGGCUGGGUCUGGAUAACAUCUUCCUCCUGACGAUGAGGAAGAAGAAUGAGCUGAGAGUGGACAUGGAGGACUUUGAGGGAGGGAAAGUUUUUGCUAAAUACACAUCCUUCUCCAUUGAUCCUGAGAACUACGGAUACACACUGAGACUGGGCAGUUAUGUAGACGGAGGGGCAGGGGACUCCAUGUCAUAUAGCAACGGCAUGAAGUUCAGCACCUACGACAAAGACCAAGAUACCUGGGGUGACAACUGUGCCAGGCGCAACAUGGGUGGAUUCUGGUACGGUGCCUGUUCGCAUGCUAACCCUAACUCCCUGUACGCACCACAUCAGGGAACUUCUUUAGCUAAUAUGAAGUUUUAUUGGCAGCACUGGAAAGGGGUAGACUACUCUCUGAAAAGCAUUUCCUUUAAGAUCAGGGCUGUCUCUGAUGCUGUGGCUGUUCAGGAGCAGGAGUAACAUACCUGACUCUCUCAGUCCUGACCUAAUGUCACCAUCUCUAAAUGACUCCACAAAUACAAUGUGGAGGAGGGGGCACCAGAGCUAGCCAGACAGACACUAACACCCAGAGAACAAUAUGGCCACUACAUUAUCACUAUAAUUAUCAUCUUGGAUGUUAAAGUAGUGUUUCAUGUUAUAGCAGCACGAUGGGCUCUCUGUCUCUUAUAUGGUCACUAUAUCACCACUAUUGUUAUCAUCUUGGAUGUUAAAGUAGUGUUUCAUGUUAUAGCAGCACGAUGGGCUCUCUGUCUCUUAUAUGGUCACUAUAUCACCACUAUUGUUAUCAUCUUGGAUGUUAA
Oncorhynchus tshawytscha (Chinook salmon) is the source of this 1163-nucleotide messenger RNA. Its product is annotated as microfibril-associated glycoprotein 4-like. Gene Ontology annotation, biological process: elastic fiber assembly. The transcript has 5 exons. Bases 82 to 822 code for a protein of 246 amino acids. The record is from RefSeq and is a predicted model, not a curated record. Lineage: Eukaryota; Metazoa; Chordata; Actinopteri; Salmoniformes; Salmonidae.